CUUAGCGGGAAACUUUAAAGACUAAAUCUUGAUAAAACAAAAUUAAUGAGUUCAAAUGUCCCUGCAAAUACAGAAACAAGUGGCUCCAGUGUUGACAGUCAUUUAUUAUUUGAAAAACAGAGAGAUGCCUUGAUUGGACAAGUUGCACAGAGUAUGGAGCAAAUCAUAACAAAUCUAAACAUUUUAAAUAGAAAUAUGGAGAGUUUUAUAGCAGUUGGAAAGGAAUUUGAAAGUGUAUCUACCUUAUGGAAAAUGUUUCAUGACGUAUUAUCGCAAGAACACUAUCCCAUGCAAGAAGAGACUCAAGAAACAGAACAAAAUGGAGAAGAAGGUUUAGUAUGAAAUGAUAAAUAUGUUUGACCUAUUUUUUUUGUAUAUAAAAUUUAUC
Pneumocystis carinii B80 is the source of this 388-nucleotide messenger RNA. RefSeq lists its product as hypothetical. Gene Ontology annotation, cellular component: DASH complex; spindle microtubule; mitotic spindle pole body. The record is from RefSeq and is a predicted model, not a curated record. Bases 46 to 342 code for a protein of 98 amino acids. Lineage: Eukaryota; Fungi; Ascomycota; Pneumocystomycetes; Pneumocystales; Pneumocystaceae. The transcript has 3 exons.